AUGUGUGCAAAACGAAUCGCUGUAUGUCAAAUGACGUCUGUAGCUGAUAAAAGCCAGAAUCUUGAAGUGAUCUCGCAAAUUAUCAGUGACGCUGUAAAGGACAAUGUACAGAUUAUAUUCUUUCCCGAAGCCUGUGAUUUCAUCUGUGAUAAUAAAAAGGAAACAUUAAGUUCAGCAGAACCAUUAUUGACUGGCAAUAUUGUAAAGAACUACAAGGACCUAGCUUCAAAAUAUAAUGUGUGGUUGUCUAUGGGUGGUGUGCAUGAAAAGGAUGAAUCAGAUCCAACAAAAAUGUUCAAUACCCACAUCAUUAUAAGCAAUAAAGGGGAAAUAGUACAGACAUACAGGAAACUCCAUUUGUUUGACGUUGAAAUACCUGAGAAGAAUAUACGGUUGAAGGAGAGUGAUUUUUGUAAUCCUGGCAGUCAUAUUGUUUCACCUGUGGACAGUCCUGUUGGGAAAAUAGGUUUAUCAAUAUGCUACGACAUGCGGUUUCCCGAGCUGAGCACGUCUCUUAGUAUUCUGAAUUCUGAGAUUCUGACCUUCCCGUCGGCCUUCACUCACGCAACUGGGGCGGCACAUUGGCAUAUUUUGCUGAGAGCGAGAGCAAUAGAAAAUCAAUGCUUUGUGGUCGCCGCAGCUCAAACGGGGCAACACAAUGCAAAGAGACGUUCAUACGGGCACGCGCUCUGUGUAAGCCCCUGGGGCGAAGUCCUAGCCGACUGCGGGGAAGACUCCCCGUGCUAUAAGGUUGUGGAAAUUGGGGAUUCAAUUAAAGAAGUUAGGAGAAACAUGCCUGUGUUUCAACAUAGAAGGCCAGACGUCUAUUCCCUCUACGCUUUGAGUCUCCGCAAAAGCCUUCUACCGGAACACACACCCAGGCAGGCGUCCAACGAUAGCCAGAGCCCUGAAUCGGCUAAAGCAGAACCGAUGAAUGUGUUUGGACACGUCCGAGUCCCGGACAGCUGUGUCUUUUAUAAAUCUAAGUUGACGUAUGCAUUUGUUAAUUUGAGGUGUGUAACGCCGGGUCAUGUACUAAUCGCACCGUUACGAAUGGCUGAAAGAAAUCGAGACCUCACCGAGGAAGAAGCUGAAGACUUCUAUCGGACUAUCCGACUUGUACAAAAGUUAAUGGAGAAAGUACAUAGUACCCAAUCUUGCACUGUGACCAUUCAGGAUGGACCUGAUGCUGGGCAGACAGUGAAACAUCUUCACUGCCAUAUAUUACCAAGGAAAAAAGGAGAUUUCAUUGACAAUGAUCUUAUCUACUUGGAGCUUGCGAAACACGAUCAAUUUACGUCAAAACACCCAGCGAAGCCGGCACGGAGUCUUCAAGAGAUGCGAAGCGAGGCGGCCAUGUUGCGAGAGGAGCUCCGAAAAUUGUCAGAGCAGGAUAGAUAG
Molecule: messenger RNA, 1401 nt
Organism: Leptosia nina
Lineage: Eukaryota; Metazoa; Arthropoda; Insecta; Lepidoptera; Pieridae
Source: the annotation of a GenBank genome assembly